AUGGCGCGCCUGGCGACCGCCAUCCAGGACGCCAAGGCGGCGGCGGAUGCGGCGGGCAAAGACACGCUCGUGCUGCACGCCGGCGACCAGUUCACGGGCACGGUCUGGGAUGAGGUGUACACGUCGCAGGGCAUCCAGAUCGCGCCGGGGUUCCUGGAGGAGCUGGGGGUGCAGGCGUUCACCGUCGGCAACCACGAGUUCGAUUCGGGCCCCGCCGUGCUCGCCGAGUUCAUCAGGAACGCCACCUUUCCCGUCAUCUCCUGCAACCUGGACACCAGCCAGGAGCCCGAGCUGGACGGGCUGGUGCAGCCAUACACGAUACUGGAGCUCCCUCGCAGCGGCGUCAAGGUGGGCGUGGUGGGUCUCACCACUGUAGACACCCCAGAGACGAGCUCCCCAGGCCCCAACGUGCGCUUCCUGCCAUACAAUGAGACGCUGCCCGGGUGUGUGGCUGACGCCAAGGCAGAUGGCGCCCAGAUCAUCGUCGCACUCACCCACAUCGGUUUUCCCGACGACCAGCUGCUGGCGGCAGACCCAUCCGCUGCCGACUUGGACCUCAUCGUCGGCGGGCACAGCCACACGCUGCUGUACGGCACGCCGCCGCCUGUGGGCAAGCAGCAGGUGGGCAGCAUGGCGCCGCCCAUCCUCACCUCGCCGCCCACCAACGAGAGCUCUGAUGUGCUGGGCCCCUACCCUACGCUCAUCCUGGCGGCAGAUGGCAACAAGACCAUCCCCAUAGUCCAGGCGCUCUACCUGGGCGUGCUGCAAGCCAGCUGGGAUCCAGUGGAGGGCCAGCUGACUGCCUCCGGAAGCCCUCUGCUGCUGGGCGGCGCCAACUCCACCAACCCUGUGGCAGAGGACCCCGAGGUUGCCAGCCGGGUCGAGUCGCUGACAGGCCCGAUAGACCAGCUGUACGCCACCACCGUGGGCAACUCCACGGUACUGCUGGACGGGGAGCGGGGGGAUGUGCGAGGCGAGGAGACCAACCUGGGGGACCUGACCUGCGAUGCCCUGCUGUGGCACGUGGCCAACAAGACCUCCCUGAUGGCCGCCUUCCCCGACACCCCCGCCGUCUGCGUCUACAGCGGCGGCUCCAUCCGGGCCAGCAUCCUCGCGGGCAAAGUGACUGCUGGCCAGAUCAACGAUGUGGAGCCGUUUGGCGACUGGCUGGUGGUCAAGCUGAUCAACGGCAGCGUCCUGGACGCCGCCCUGAACUCCGGGCUGGAGGGGUGGACGGGGGACGAGGAUGCGGCGGGGCGCUUCCCGCAGGUCGGGGGCCUGCGGUACGCCUUUGACCCGUCCCGCCCGACCGACUCCCGCCUGGUGGCGGCCCAGGUGCAGCUGCCCGACGGCACCGCCGCCCCGCUGGGCCAGCUGGACGGUGCCGACAUGCUGCUGGUGACCAACAACUUCCUGGCGGGCGGCGGCGACUUUUAUACUAUGGUGGGGGACGCGCCCACGGUGCUGGAUGCCAGCACCCCCAUCACCCAGAUCCUGACCGCAUACUUCCAGCAGUUCUCGCCCAUCACCACCACGGGGGACGGCCGCAUCGUGAACUGCAACCUCACCGCCAGCGCGCCCCUGUGCGCCGCUGGCGCGGCGGCGCCGCCUGCGGCAGCUGCGCCAGCGCCGUCGCCGACGUCUGCCGCCGGCCCACGCACCUCGUGUGCCGCGGCCGCUCUGUUGGUGUACAUGUUCAUGCUUGUCUUUAAUAUUUAUCUGUGA
This is a messenger RNA of Chlorella variabilis, 1725 nucleotides long. RefSeq lists its product as hypothetical. The coding region runs from base 1 to 1725 and encodes 574 amino acids. Gene Ontology annotation, biological process: nucleotide catabolic process. Lineage: Eukaryota; Viridiplantae; Chlorophyta; Trebouxiophyceae; Chlorellales; Chlorellaceae. The record is from RefSeq and is a predicted model, not a curated record. The transcript is spliced from 7 exons. Gene Ontology annotation, molecular function: hydrolase activity.